This is a messenger RNA of Ordospora colligata OC4, 561 nucleotides long. Its product is annotated as inorganic phosphate transport protein. Gene Ontology annotation, biological process: protein targeting to ER. The transcript has a single exon. NCBI's taxonomy places the organism in Eukaryota, Fungi, Microsporidia, Ordosporidae. The coding region runs from base 1 to 561 and encodes 186 amino acids. The record is from RefSeq and is a predicted model, not a curated record. Gene Ontology annotation, cellular component: mitochondrion; endoplasmic reticulum.
AUGAGUAUGAGCAUGGCGUCAGUGGACCAAUUUCUGAACUUUGGGUUGUCACUAGUGUCUAUGAGGAUAUUUCAGAAGUCGCAGUUCCAGAGUGAGAAGGCAAUAUUUACACUGAGAGUGAUUUAUGUUGUGUCUAAUGUUGUGCAGCUCUUAUUUUUUGUGUACAUAAUGCAGAAGAUCAAGAAGACGAAUGAUAGCAGGAUGGUGAAGAUCAGGAAGGAGGCUUCUCUUUUCCAAGAGGAUAAUGAUGCAGAAGAAGAGGAGAUGACGUAUGGACAAUACGACACACUUGAGCUGAACAAGAUGAGGAAGUCUACAAUGAUACAGUUUUUAGUUGUAUGUGCAUUGCACUUCAAGUUCAAAGCUGUUCAACCACUUUUUGUGCAGUCAUUUACACCGAUCAGGAAUCUUUUUUUGAAUCCGCUGUAUAUGGCACACAUAUGGAAUAGGAAUGUGUUGAGGCCGUUCGAUCUGAAUAUGUUGUUCAAGAAGACCGAGCCAGCAAAGGAGAGCAAGGAAAAAGCUGAGGAACAGAAGAGCAAAAGGAUUAAGGAGGAUUGA